CUAGAAUCAGGAAAUUAAAUGAAAUUAUUAAAUUCAGAAGGAGCGCGUGUAUCACGCGUAACUUAGACGGCCGUUGACAACUACAAUCUAACGGACGAAAUAGUUUACACGGUUACACAGAACUCACACGUAUGAAACCUUAAAAAAAAAAGUAAAAAAAAGAAAAGAGAGACUUUUGUCCACGCGCUAAACUUUGUAAUGUACACAGCGCUAAAUUAUUCCCACCACUCGCGAGUCACGAAUCCGCUGUGGAAUUGAUUUCCCCUUUUUAUCUCUUCCUUCGUAUAUAUAAUAUAUAUAUAUAUAUAUAUAGAGAGAGAGAGAGAGAGGAAAGCCAGAGAGAGAGAGAGGAAAGCAAAUACUAUUUUUUGUGUGUUUGGUCAGGGAAAACAGGAUUUUGAACCGUUUGCAGAUACAGAUCUGACUUUCAGAGUAGGUGUUGUGUUCUGUUGUAAAGUAACAUGACGAUGAUGGUGACGUUACGGCAUCGUUGUAGGCGGAUUUGGAAGUUAUGACCUUAGGAAAACCCUAGCAGAAAGUAUAACUAGUAUACCAUUAUAUCUGGGCAUAUAAUUUAAAGAAUGGCGGAAGGAGGAAUAUCAAGCUUUUGGGGUCCUGUAACAUCUCCUGAGUGGUGUGAGAAAAAUUAUGCGUAUUCUUCUUAUAUUGCAGAGUUCUUUAAUACCAUAUCAAACGUCCCAGGCAUUCUAUUGGCAUUCAUUGGCCUUAUAAAUGCACUGAGACAACGGUUUGAGAAGAGGUUUAGUGUACUUCACAUAUCCAAUAUGAUACUUGGCAUUGGGAGCAUAUCAUACCAUGCUACAUUACAACGCAUGCAACAACAAGGUGAUGAAACGCCAAUGGUGUGGGAAAUGCUUUUAUAUUUCUACAUCCUUUAUUCACCAGAUUGGCAUUACCGGAGUACCAUGCCCACCUUCCUGUUCUUCUAUGGAGCUGCAUUUGCUGUCUUCCAUUCGCUGGUUCGUUUUGGAAUUGGCUUUAAGGUGCACUACGCAAUACUAUGUCUUCUUUGCGUACCCAGGAUGUACAAAUAUUACAUCUACACAAAUGACGUAUCUGCAAAGCGGCUUGCAAAAUUAUAUGUGGGUACUAUAUUUUUGGGAAGUCUAUGUUGGCUCUUUGAUCGAGUUCUCUGUGAUGAAAUUUCAGGAUGGUCUUUUAACCCGCAGGGACAUGCUUUAUGGCAUGUCCUCAUGGGCUUCAAUUCAUAUUUUGCAAACACAUUCCUGAUGUUUUGUCGUGCUCAGCAAUUAGGAUGGAAUCCAAAAGUUGUCGACUUGUUGGGAUUUUUCCCAUAUGUUAAAGUUCGAAAACCAAAGACACAGUGAUAGAGUUGGAAGUAGAGUGGCGUCUCUUUUCUCCCCCCAUUUGGAGGCAGAUAUAUAUGGUUUUGGCAGAUUAACAAAAGAUAGCGGACACAAUUUUUUUUGUUUUUCUUUUCUCUUUUAAGUGGAUGUAAAUGAUAGUUGAAUAUUGAGAUGGUCAGUUGGAUUUUUGGUCAACUUAAGUUGUACUAUUAGUGGUUUUUUUUAGAAAGAAAAUGUAUGGUCAGUAAGAUGAAAUUCUGGAUAAAUAGGUCCUUUAUUCUACAAACCUGACCAUGUAAAUUCAUUUAGUUGUCACCUUCCCGAUUUCUUAUGAAGAUCAUUUGAGAGAAACUAAAAUGUAGAAUUUCUGUGAUUUUCAACAAUGUCUAUGCCCGUUGAAUGUGAAAGGUUCUAUAUGAUACUUACUUGGCAGCCCGUGUAA
Messenger RNA from Ricinus communis (castor bean), 1770 nucleotides. RefSeq names its product alkaline ceramidase. Gene Ontology annotation, molecular function: hydrolase activity, acting on carbon-nitrogen (but not peptide) bonds, in linear amides. The transcript is spliced from 4 exons. Gene Ontology annotation, cellular component: membrane. Lineage: Eukaryota; Viridiplantae; Streptophyta; Magnoliopsida; Malpighiales; Euphorbiaceae. The record is from RefSeq and is a predicted model, not a curated record. Gene Ontology annotation, biological process: ceramide metabolic process; response to salt stress; defense response to other organism. The coding region runs from base 582 to 1349 and encodes 255 amino acids.